Orbicella faveolata is the source of this 807-nucleotide messenger RNA. RefSeq lists its product as uncharacterized. The record is from RefSeq and is a predicted model, not a curated record. Lineage: Eukaryota; Metazoa; Cnidaria; Anthozoa; Scleractinia; Merulinidae.
CAAAGGUUAUGCAGAAUUUUGGAGGGCAAACAAUGUGUAUUAUGGGGGAUGUGGCAAUGGCGAAUGGAUUUUUGUUCCAUCUCUUAUCUUUAACUAACAUGCUUCUCUCUGAAUGUUGUUUCUCUCUCUUUCUCUUCUUCGUUAGACUCGUUUUAAAUCCAUUUUUCGGAGUUCUUCUGGAUAAAAACGGCGCUAAGAAAAAGAAGUGGCUCUGGCAUAAUUUGAAAGAGCACGUGCACGCUCCGCCCUUUCAACCAAUCACGUUCAUGAUUACCAAACAGCUGUCAAUCAGAUGUUUGUCUCAGAAUAAAACUGUUCUCACUUUUAAUCACGGCAAACAUACGGCCCGGUUCAAUGUUGGAGCAAAACUUAAGGCUGUCAUGAAAGCAAAGCCACCCAGCGGUAUAGACAGUCAUGAGAUGCACCUUGCUGAAGUGAAGCAGUUUGUAAAUAUUGUUUUAGAUCGUGCCCAGAAUGCUAUGCGCCUCCCUAACUACCCUCGACUUGACAAGAUUCCUCUGCCGCUUCACCUGCAGAGAGCAAAGAAUGCCGGGAAGAAGGCUCGACUACAAGCAUCAUCUCCCAGCAGUCAGCAGGAGAAAACAGUGAUCGUGAACUAAGUACCAGUUCUCCAACGUCGGCGCUAGAACUUUCGUGUAUUUCUCCCCACUAGUUGACGACUAUUAGAUUGCUAGUUCAGGCAUUUUCGUGUCCCAUUAAGACUUGUACAUAGUUAUAUUUAUUUAAAGAGCUGUAAAAAGUGACAACGCACGACGUAGUUGCGUCAAAUAAAUUAUUUUUUUCAUA